Molecule: messenger RNA, 1624 nt
Organism: Leucoraja erinaceus (little skate)
Lineage: Eukaryota; Metazoa; Chordata; Chondrichthyes; Rajiformes; Rajidae
Gene: ppme1
Product: protein phosphatase methylesterase 1
Exons: 14
Coding region: 226-1386 (386 amino acids)
Biological process (GO): protein demethylation
Molecular function (GO): protein methylesterase activity
Source: RefSeq, a predicted model, not a curated record
GGCACCAAGGCCCAUGAGCAAUAACCGUCUUCCUAUCGGUGUAGGCCAUCUUCAGGACCGGAGAAGGGAUUUAAAAAUAUAUUUAAUGAUUUUCCUGCUAAUCAUCAUUUGAAACACCUUAUGUAGUAUAAACGCACAGAGGGGGAGCGGCCGCUUCUUAACAGCAGUAACAUCAAACGGGUCCACCAUUAACUUAAUUUUCUUUUCCUCCAUGCAUCUGAAAAAAUGUCUUCUUUAGAGAAAGAGUUGUUCUUGAGUAAAUUGCCUUCACGACCACCGAUGCGGCCAGGUCUUCAGACGGGGUCCAAAAUGAGGAUGGGCCCUGGAAGAAAACGGGACUUCUCACCAGUGCCCUGGAAUCAUUAUUUUGAAACAAUGGAAGAUGUCAUAAUUAAGAGGGGAAAAAGUAAAGAUUCUUUUCGAAUCUACAAAAGUGGAUCUGAAGGACCUGUCCUUUUAUUAUUACAUGGAGGAGGCCAUUCAGCCCUCUCCUGGGCAGUUUUUUCUUCCUUGAUUAUCAGUCGUGUUAAAUGCAGAGUUGUGGCAGUAGACCUGCGAGGCCAUGGUGAUACAAAAGUCGUAGACAGUGAUAAUCUUUCAGCAGAAAAAAUGUCCAGGGAUGUUGGAGAUAUAAUUAACACACUAUACGGUGCAAAUGCUCCCCCAGUUCUGUUGAUUGGCCAUAGUAUGGGGGGAGCAAUAGCAGUUCAUUCUGCAGCAAAGAAUCUUGUUCCAUCUCUCCAGGGCCUCUGCGUGAUUGAUGUGGUGGAAGGCACAGCAAUGGACGCUUUAAACAGCAUGCAAACGUUUUUACGAAGUCGGCCGAAAAUAUUCAACUCUGUUGAAAGUGCCAUUGAAUGGAGUGUUAAAAGUGGUCAGAUACGAAAUCUGGAAUCGGCAAGAGUAUCCAUGCUUGGUCAACUAAAACGAUAUGAGGAAGAGCAGAAUUCUCCAGGGAGCUCUCACGCUUUUGUAGACACUGCGAUUAAUGAAGAAGAUGAAGAAGAAGAAGGAGGAAUCGCAAAGAAGGAGAAAAAAAAUGAGCCAAGCAUAAGUAUAAAAGAAGACAAACCGGAGUACACAUGGCGUAUUGAACUAUCUAAAACUGAGAAAUACUGGGAAGGGUGGUUCAAAGGUCUAUCUAACCUCUUUCUGAGUUGCCCAGUCCCCAAACUACUAUUACUAGCAGGUGUUGAUAGAUUGGAUCGAGACCUCACGAUUGGUCAAAUGCAAGGAAAAUUUCAAAUGCAAGUCCUACCACAGUGUGGCCAUGCUGUACAUGAAGAUGCCCCAGAUAAAGUAGCAGAAGCACUUGCAACAUUUAUGAUUCGUAACAAGUUUACAGAAUCAAAGGGUGAUAUUCAAAGCAGUUACCCCAGUUUUUAAUAGAUCCAGCAGCCUUCAGAUUCAACUUUGCGUCUAGCUGCACCAGGGGCCACUGUGAAGUAUCCACAUAUUGCCAUCCACCUAAUCUAAUACAGAGAAGCUGGGAAUGACAGAAGUCCAGAUUCCUCCACCACUCCACUGCAUUCAUUGGUAGAAUCUGGCACUGCACAAUGGUUGAAUAAUACAACCUGUUUGUGAUUCGAAGAUUAAAAUCAAUUAAAAGGGGAUUGCUUGCUCA